CAUUUUAGAAGACAAUGAUUUUACUGUCUCUUUUCAUACUACACAUCCAUGUCUCAUCGGCAGAAGAACUGAACACAUUUUGAUACACAGUUUUUCUUAUUUUAAAGGAUUUCUUCACAACUUUCCGGUUCCUUAGCCUCCAGCUUAGCUUCUAGAUCUAAUCUCAUUUCUUUGAACCAGCAUCCAUCGUGUCUUACCGUCACUGACAUUGGACAACAUCUCACAUGGCAGGUUUUCAGACCACUCCAUGGAGGUUGAUUUCUGGAGUUUUAGGAGUAAUAUGCCUUUUGUUGAUGGCGGCUUUGGGAGUUUUGUUGAAAAAUUCACUUACUAAACAAAGUGUUCAGCUUGGACCCUCCACAGAGCUCAGCGAAGGGUCGUCCCAGCGCACCAGCCCUGAGGGCCCUUUCUCAUGCAUCGAACCUGGACUGGCGAUCGAUUUCACAUAUGAAUCUGGCUGCUAUUCUUGCCAAGAAAAGUGGAUUGGCUACCAAAGCAACUGUUAUUUCAUUUCUAAUGAAUUAAAAACAUGGAAAGACAGUAGGGAUUUUUGUGUUUCUCAUAAUUCCAGUCUACUUCAGAUACAAACCAGAAAUGAACUGGAUUUUAUGAAGUUCAGUACCAGUUAUUACUGGAUUGGACUUUCUUACAGUGAAGAACAUCAUGCCUGGUUGUGGGAGGACAAUUCUACUCUCUCCCAAGAUCUAGUUCAUUUAUUUCACACUGUAAAUCCAAAGAACUGCAUAAUGUAUAGCCCAAGCGGAAGUGCUCUGGAUGAAGACUGUGAAAGCACAUAUAGUUACAUCUGUAAGCAACAGUUUAUUUAGGUGUUUCUUGGGGCAGAAGUAUUAUGCAAUGAAGAUUUACUUAGAAUGGCAGCAUAUUAUUGUUAUCUAUUUCUGGGAUCUGUAAAGUGUUUCAAAUUGUGUCUUAUCAAUCAAAUAAUUUUCAUAUAUUUGAAAACAUAUGCUUAAAUUUUUUUAUCAAUACAUGAUUGAUAUAUAAAUUAUAUUGGUUUUAGGUAUACAACAUAGCAAUAACUAGACAAUAAGUCUAAUUAACAUUUAUCAUUGUUAUAAUUACAAUUUUUUUUAGUUACAAUUUUUAAAUUUUGCAAUGUGUUUUAAAAUUGAUGAAACUUGUGUACCUACACUGAAAUUAUAGAGUCAAGAUAAAUAAUUUCAUGAAUAUUUAAUGUAUAUGGUCAACUGUGAAUUUCAUAACUUAUACAUCUAUUCUUAGAAAUUCUCUCUGCUGAAAUUUAAAUAAAAACUAAUUUCUACCAAAUAAUAUAUAUCAAAAUCAUAUCAAUCUUUUGUAUGGCCUACUAGGUUGAAAAUUCCCAUCCUGAUCUCUUUUUUCUGGAAGCAAAAAUAGCUUUAAUGCUCUUUUUAAAUUCUUCCUGGAUAUCCAUGCAUUUAUAUCUUCUAAUUUAGAUCUGCAGUUGCAUUAUAAUAGUUUCUUCCUGUGCAUCCCAGGGUUCAGAGGGUUUCACAUUUGUGUGUCUUCUCUUGAUGUUACAAAGUUCCACAUAAGACUUGGAAGUCUCUGCCCAAGUAUGUAGUCUCACAGAUGACUUUCAUAUUUUGGUAAAGGAAAGGUAAUCUAAGCCCUGAUCACAUAAAUCUAGAGUCUCGUUUUGCUCCAUAGAUCUUUCUUGCCUUAUGCUUAUCUAUC
Molecule: messenger RNA, 1677 nt
Organism: Dama dama (fallow deer)
Lineage: Eukaryota; Metazoa; Chordata; Mammalia; Artiodactyla; Cervidae
Gene: KLRD1
Product: killer cell lectin like receptor D1
Exons: 7
Coding region: 225-827 (200 amino acids)
Biological process (GO): positive regulation of natural killer cell mediated cytotoxicity; stimulatory C-type lectin receptor signaling pathway
Source: RefSeq, a predicted model, not a curated record